ACAUUUACAGUUUUGCACCUACAUUGCAUUUAUAUUUUGAUUGUUUCUGGCGUUUAAAUAUAAUGUCUGAACCAGUGAUUGUUGUGCACGGUGGAGCAGGAAAUAUACCAGACAAUCGUGAUCAACCAAAGUUUGAUGGAAUUUUAACUGCUAUCAGAAAGGCUCAUGCAAUCUAUAAACAAACAUCAUCUAUUAUGGAUGCAUGUCAAGCCGCUGUUGAGUACAUGGAAGAUGAACCGGCAUUCAAUGCAGGUCGUGGAUCAGUGUUAAAUCUGAAGGGUGAAAUUGAAAUGGAAGCUCUUAUUAUGGAAGGAAAAGACAUGAAGGCUGGGAGUGUUACUGGUGUAAGAAACAUUGCACAUCCAAUAGCACUAGCCAGAAAAGUGAUGGAAAAUACUCCUCAUGUAUUUUUGAUGGGUGCAAGUGCUAAUGAGUUUGCUCAAAAAAUGGGAUUUGAAACUGUCAGUGAUGAUUAUCUGAUAACAAGUGAUGCAAGAACAGGCUUGGACAAUUUUUUUAAAUCGGGCAGCGAACCCAUUACUACUGAAAUUGGACAUGGAGGUGUUGGAACUGUUGGUGCAAUUGGUAUGGAUAGAAACGGUGGGCAUAUGGUGUCAUGUACUUCUACAGGAGGAAUCACUGGCAAAAUGGCAGGUAGGGUUGGUGAUACACCUGUUCUUGGUGCUGGUGGUUACUGUGAUAAUAAUGUGGGCACUAUUUCAACUACUGGCCACGGUGACAGCAUAAUGCGCUAUUGUUUGGCUCAAAGAAUAAUGCAAAAUUUGGAAAAUGGUGAAACUCCAGAUGUUGCAGCUCAGAAAGCAUGUGAUGGUAUGUCUGCCCGUGUGGGUGGCAGUGCUGGAGCUAUUGUUAUUUCCAAGAGUGGGGAAGUUGGUAUUGGUUUUUCUUCUCCUAAAAUGGCAUGGGCCUACUUAAAAAAUGGAAUAAUUUAUUAUGGAAUUAGAAAAGGUGAACAGUUUUCGGUUAAGUUAUAAAAAAUAACCUAUUGCUAACCAUAGUUAACCAUUAACAGAAUUGGUAACUACUUUCUGCUUGUAAUUUGUAUUCAUGUAUUAAAUAUGGAUAAAUUCAACUAGAAAAAUGGACAAUAGUCAUUAAAUGUCAAAAAAAGAGAAUUUAUUUUAGAAUGGUAUUUCAACACAUAGUUUUACAGUAAAUAUUCAUAUUUUUAAUAUAAUAAUUGUGGUUAAAGUAUUAAAGAAUAAACAAAGAUCAAUAAGUUUUGCUACCUAACCACUAUCAAGUGGUUAUUAAAGUUUAAUAGGUACUAUACAUAUAAUAAUUUAAAAUGUUCACAUUACUCUUCAGCCUUAAAUUAUUUGCGAGUUAGUAAAGCGGAGCUUGAUAAACCUGUUUGGAGAUUAUUUUGGAACUUAUUUACAAACUUAUUCAGCUAUUAUUACUUAAUAGUUUGAAAAUAUUAGAAAUAUAACCAGAAAAAAUAAUAUUUCUAUAAUAAAUAAAUAUUUG
Melanaphis sacchari is the source of this 1491-nucleotide messenger RNA. RefSeq names its product isoaspartyl peptidase/L-asparaginase. NCBI's taxonomy places the organism in Eukaryota, Metazoa, Arthropoda, Insecta, Hemiptera, Aphididae. Gene Ontology annotation, molecular function: asparaginase activity. The record is from RefSeq and is a predicted model, not a curated record. Bases 63 to 995 code for a protein of 310 amino acids. The transcript is spliced from 5 exons.